Molecule: messenger RNA, 270 nt
Organism: Sclerotinia sclerotiorum 1980 UF-70
Lineage: Eukaryota; Fungi; Ascomycota; Leotiomycetes; Helotiales; Sclerotiniaceae
Exons: 6
Coding region: 1-270 (89 amino acids)
Source: RefSeq, a predicted model, not a curated record
AUGGUUCCUUUUAUGACCGGAGACUCUGAGACCUAUAAGCCUGCAAGGAAGAAGAGACUGGUAAGGUCAUUUUAUAAACCACCUCGAGAGCCUAGAGCACUUCCACGUGAUCUAGACGGCUACCCUCGUAACAGUCGUGGUGCUUGCCCCCCGAGUUUAGCGGCCGCCGCAUCAGACAAGCGGUCUUUCGGUCAUUAUCUGGCUGCUGAGCAAAUCGCUAGUCAAACCGAACAACCCUACUUCGAGAAACGCACCAAAAUUCCAUCUUGA